GGGAUGUAGAGGUGGGAUUGCAAGGACCGAGAAAGCUGGGGGAACCCACGCGUUCAGCCUCUGAGAAAGUACGCUUUUCCAAAAUAACUGACGGUGAAUAUUUUUUUUCUUUUCACAUUUGUCAUUAACAGACAGACACUCUGUAGGAUUGUGUUCUCGGAGAAUAAGCUUUUUUUUCCCUGCCCUUUCUUUUUUUUUGUCACCAUUCUGCACGGCAGGCUGAGAGACGGACCGCUCGGACUGUGGAAGCCCUCCCCUCUACUCGGAUCUGCUUUGACGGCCCAUGGAAGAACGUGGAUGAGGGCUGAGCUGUAGUGCGGGCAGAAGGCUCCGGGGCCUGUCUGUUGUCGGCUGGUUGAUUGGUCCAUUGAGGUGAGGCACCACUCUCACCGGGGCACAGAACGGGCCGAGAAAAGGUCUUUGCUCCCCCUCCUCGCUCACCCCUGCCCCCUUUCCACCCUCACCCCCAACCCAGGCACGUACGCUCUGGACCAUGUCUACCGGGCUGUCGGAGGGGGGCCGGACAGAGGACCUGGAGCGGAGCAGCUGCAAACAGGACUCUCCUGUUACAGAGCGCAGGAACCGCAGUGGCAUCAUCAGUGAGCCCCUCAGUAAGAGCCUUAAGAACUCCCGUACCCUCUCCCAGUAUACAGCAGUCUCCUCUGCCACCACCAAUGGACACACGGACAAUAGUGAGAGUAAGAGCCACUCGGCCAAGCCUCAGCCACCCCCGCAGCCCCAGCCCACUGUCUCCGCACUGACAGCAGCCAAGUUGGACCGAACCCUAGAACAGGUUCUGGAGGGACAGAAUGGCCUGCUGCACUUUGCCCAGGCAGCAGCACUGUUAAAGCGGGCCGGUAUGGAGCACAUGCUCCUGCCUGGGGGCAUGGGAGUGGGAGUUGGCGGUGGAGAUGGAAGCUCGGGGGCUAGCGACUUGGAGGGUACGUCUGUCACGGACGCCGUAGGUGGUCCUGUUGACUUCCCAUAUGGAGUAGGGGGUGGCUUCCCCUUCAACCCGGGGCUUUUCAUCAUGACGCCGGCUGGAGUGUUUCUGGCAGACAGUGCACUACACAUGGCCAGCCUGGCCGAGUACCCGGCGCAGAGUGAGCUGGCCUCUGCCAUCAACUCCGGUAAAAAGAAGCGAAAACGUUGCGGCAUGUGCCCACCUUGCCGACGGCGGAUUAACUGCGAGCAAUGCAGCAGCUGCCGGAAUCGCAAAACAGGCCACCAGAUCUGCAAGUUUCGCAAAUGUGAGGAACUGAAGAAGAAGCCCUCUGCUGCUCUGGAGAAGGUGAUGCUUCCUACAGGAGCGGCGUUCCGGUGGUUCCAGUAGGACUCCUCCUCCACUCCCUACCCAAAGCUCUGCCAUCAAGUGCAAUGCCAACUCCUGGAUUGUCUCCGGAACAGACACUGGCUAAUAAACAAACAAGCAACAAAUAAAAUUA
Messenger RNA from Seriola dumerili (greater amberjack), 1445 nucleotides. It is a transcript of the gene cxxc5a, whose product is annotated as CXXC-type zinc finger protein 5-like. The transcript has 3 exons. Gene Ontology annotation, molecular function: methyl-CpG binding; zinc ion binding. Gene Ontology annotation, cellular component: nucleus. Lineage: Eukaryota; Metazoa; Chordata; Actinopteri; Carangiformes; Carangidae. Bases 494 to 1333 code for a protein of 279 amino acids. The record is from RefSeq and is a predicted model, not a curated record.